UGAAUAACCAACACAUAAGAGUAAAUACGGACGUAGACAUGCUCUUUGAUCCUCCUCAUAUUGAUGAUUUUGCAGCUCUCGAUUGUGAUUAUUUAGACAUUAAUAUAAAUGCCAACAUCUGCAACUUAGCAGAUGAAAAGGAAGAACCAUUGCCUUGUGAUGAUAAAAUUCCCAAUAUUGAGUCAUUUGAUAACUCAAUAUGCUUAGAAGAAGAUAUACUUAGCGAAGAGCAGUUAUUCUUCUCUAAGUCAAAAGAAAAGAGAAGUACAGCUGAGUCUGGUGAUGUAGAGCAUGAUUCAAGUAACACCCUUCAAAAGGAAAGUGAACCUCUUUCGCCUAUGUCAUCUACUUCAGACACAAAUACUUCUGAGAAGAAAAGAUCUCCUACUGCUAAGAAAGGCCAAUUCUCAGCAAAUCUAAUGCGCAAGGAUUCGUUGCUUAAGAAAGGCCUGAGAGGAAGCAACCAGGUUAUAAAAGAAUACAUUUGUAGACAGCUCAAGACAGAAAAACCUAGCUUUAGAAGGAAGCUGAAGGAUAACAGUCAAAUAUUUAAACAGUGGUUAGAUACGCUACUACACGAAAACUUUGAAGAAGACCUGCUAAACUACGAUGUUCAAUUAAAUACUGCAAACAAAAGAGUGCUGUUUUCUAUUAUCUCCCACAUUUUAAAAGGCAAAAGGUUUUAUAAAAAGUUUAUCUUUGAUGGAAUCCAACAGAAGGAAAAGUUCCAGAUCAUCAAACAUGCAGAGGACUACUUUAGAUUUAAUGACAAAGAUAAAGGCUGUGGAGCAAGCAGAGAUUACUCUUUGAGAAGCCCUGCAAUAGCUCUGAGCAAGGUCCUCCUCCUCAAGGAUGAGCCUUCCGUCGAGGCAUUUUGGACCAAGAUAUUAGGAAGAAAAGGAGUCUCUAUUCCUGAUGUCAAUUCCUUCAAGAAGGGUAUCGCCAGUGUCAUGGAUAUCAAUAAUCUUCUAUAAUUCUGAUAAUAAUUUGUUAAAAACGUUCUAGCUUUAGGAUAAAAAAAUUUUGUAAACAUAAUGCGACAACUAUUCUCCGGGACAGUAGAGAUUUGUUUAGCCCACUAAACUACUAAUUAUGAGGGGUACUUCAAGACUCAGUUCGCAAAAAGAGUAGGCAUUGCAAAUUAAAAAGAAUAAAAAUAAACGAAAUCAGCCAAUUUUUUCCAAACCUCGAUCUUUUUAUUUAAAUUAUAUAAGUUUACGAACAUAAGACCUCAAUAAAUUUAGGAAUUUUGUCAAUAUUUAGCAGUUUUACUGCCUUAAUUUUCAAAGAAUCAGUGUAAUUAUUCUCAAGAGCUUUCUCCCACAAAAGCACUAUUCAUAUCACUUCAGAUGAA
This is a messenger RNA of Moneuplotes crassus, 1354 nucleotides long. NCBI's taxonomy places the organism in Eukaryota, Ciliophora, Spirotrichea, Euplotida, Euplotidae. The record is from the annotation of a GenBank genome assembly.